Ictalurus punctatus (channel catfish) is the source of this 2025-nucleotide messenger RNA. RefSeq names its product sodium- and chloride-dependent GABA transporter 2. The coding region runs from base 70 to 1920 and encodes 616 amino acids. NCBI's taxonomy places the organism in Eukaryota, Metazoa, Chordata, Actinopteri, Siluriformes, Ictaluridae. The record is from RefSeq and is a predicted model, not a curated record. Gene Ontology annotation, cellular component: membrane. The transcript is spliced from 15 exons. Gene Ontology annotation, biological process: sodium ion transmembrane transport.
CUUUUUCUUUCUAUAGUAACAACUGGAGUGUACGCUUGAAUUUUCCUUGCUGCAGUGUGCUUUGGUGCAAUGAAUGUAGCACAACUUCACAAUUUCAAAUGCUUAAAAGAUACAGCCAACACAAGCCAUGCUAAUGGGAUCAGUUGCGAAGAAGAUGAGCAGAAGAUCGAAGAAAGAGGUCAAUGGAGCAACAAGCUGGAAUUCGUGCUAUCUGUAGCUGGUUCCAUCAUUGGCCUAGGCAACAUGUGGCGAUUCCCAUACUUAUGCUACAAGAACGGAGGAGGUGCCUUUCUCAUCCCAUACCUGAUUUUCCUGUUCACAUGUGGGAUCCCCGUGUUCACCUUGGAAACAGCUUUAGGCCAAUACACUAGUGAAGGAGGUGUCACUUGCUGGAGAAAGAUCAGCCCUCUCUUUGAGGGUCUAGGCUACGGCACACAGGUCAUUGUAUCCUUACUGAAUUUCUACUACAUCAUUGUUCUGGCAUGGGCCAUCUUUUACUUCUACCACUCGUUUUCCUGGGAGCUGCCAUGGUCCUCGUGUCAAAAUGUUUGGAAUCUAGACUCUUGUGUGGAGUUCCAUAAGAGGAAUGAUUCGGUCAACUUCACAGUGCCUGCUAAUGCUACGUCUCCUGUCAUUGAAUUUUGGGAGAGAAGGGUGUUGCGACUCUCCUCUGGUAUUGACCACAUGGGAUCCCUAAAUUGGGAUCUGGCCUUGUGUCUGCUGGUGGCCUGGAUCCUCUGCUACUUCUGCAUCUGGAAAGGAGUGAAAUCUACUGGAAAGGUAGUAUAUUUCACUGCUACCUUCCCCUACGUCAUGCUCUUGGUGCUUCUCGUUCGGGGUCUCACCUUGCCUGGGGCCAGCAGAGGCAUCCAGUUUUAUCUGUACCCUGACCUGGGACGUUUAGCUGAUCCACAGGUAUGGAUGGAUGCAGGAACACAAAUUUUUUUCUCAUAUGCCCUGUGCUUGGGGUGUUUAACGGCACUAGGGAGCUACAACAAGUACAACAACAACUGCUACAGGGACUGCUUGGCUCUGUGCUUUUUAAAUAGCGGGACAAGCUUUGUGGCUGGCUUUGCCAUCUUCUCCAUCCUUGGUUUCAUGUCAUAUGAGCAGAAUGUGCCGAUUUCAGAAGUGGCUGAAUCCGGCCCUGGCCUUGCCUUCAUUGCAUACCCCCGUGCUGUAACAUUGAUGCCCUUCUCUCCUCUAUGGGCCUGCUGUUUCUUUAUCAUGAUUAUUUUCCUUGGACUGGACAGCCAGUUUGUGUGUGUCGAGAGCCUGGUUACGGCCAUAGUAGACAUGUAUCCCACUGUGUUUCGCCGUAAGAACCGCAGGGAGCUCUUAUUGUUAGUGGUGUGCAUCCUCUCCUUCCUCGUGGGACUUAUCAUGCUGAUGGAAGGUGGGAUGUACAUCUUCCAGCUCUUUGACUAUUAUGCAGCCUCUGGCAUGUGUCUGCUCUUCAUGGCCAUAUUUGAGACAGUAUGCAUUGCCUGGAUUUAUGGUGCAGAUCGCUUCUAUGAUAAUAUGGAGGAUAUGAUUGGCUACCGCCCAGGCCCUAUAAUUAAGUAUUGCUGGAUGUUUUUCACCCCAGUCACCUGCAUAGGCACAUUUGCAUUUUCUCUCAUCAAAUAUACACCUCUUAAAUACAAUAAUGAGUAUGCAUAUCCUUGGUGGGGUUAUGCAGUAGGCUGGCUCCUUGCUUUGUCCUCAAUGCUCUGUAUCCCUGCAUGGAUGAUCUACAAAAUUGGCAACACAAAAGGAACUCUAAAAGAGCGUAUACAGAUUCUCAUCAGGCCGUCUUCUGAUUUACCCAGAACCAGAAAGGAACAAGAGAGCUUGCUCGCUGUCUUCUCUUUGGCAGAAUCGGCUUCACCUAAUAAAGAUGGCACUCCUCAAGGGCAACAGAUGGACACAAAGUUUUAGAACUUUAAGUGACAGCCAAGAAUCUGAGAGUUAACCAUGAGCAUAUUUCACAAGUGCCAGCCGUAAAAGUGAAAUAAAUAAAUAAAUAAAGGGUUUAUAUCAGCA